Dendroctonus ponderosae (mountain pine beetle) is the source of this 690-nucleotide messenger RNA. Its product is annotated as MFS-type transporter clz9-like. Lineage: Eukaryota; Metazoa; Arthropoda; Insecta; Coleoptera; Curculionidae. Bases 1 to 690 code for a protein of 229 amino acids. The record is from RefSeq and is a predicted model, not a curated record. Gene Ontology annotation, molecular function: nucleic acid binding. The transcript has a single exon.
AUGAAGGGUAGCAAAGAUGUACAUGUCACUAAAACACAAGAAAGGGCGGAAACAAUCGUCGCCAAUUGCAAUGUGGAAGGUAUGUUUUUACCUCCAUAUUACAUUUUCAAUGGAGUAAAGAAGCAGCAAGUUUGGGAAGAAAACAAGCCAGCUGGAGCUGUAAUAACAAUGCGAAAAAAGUCAGCCUACAUUUUUGAGGAAAUAUUCAUAGAUUGGUUAACAAAUCACUUCAUUCCAAGAAAACCAGUUGGAAAAACUUUUUUAAUAUUAGACGGACACGGAUCUCAUAUGAAUUCCUUUGGAAUGCUAGAAACAGCUGCUGGUAAUGACAUUAUAAUGUUGUGUCUUCUCAGUCACACUACACAUUUCUUAAAGCCUUUAGACCAAUCAUUCUUCAAACCCCUCAAGAGUUCUUUUAAACUUGCAUGUGACGAAUUUGUAAGAAGUAAUCCGAACAAACGCAUUGAAAGUCGGCAUUUUGGACAGCUUCUAGGAGAUGCCUGGUCCCGAUCUGCAACUGCACAGACCGGAGUUUCGGGAUUCCGUGCUACAGGGAUUUAUCCGUUAAAACCAUCUGUAAUAACAGAACAUACAUUUAUUUCUUUUGUGGAUAUAAAUUGUUCAUCGAGAAAUGAAAACCCAAAGGUGGAACUUGAAGCACAAGCUGUUCAAAAAAACCUAGAAAUCUAA